Messenger RNA from Phytophthora nicotianae INRA-310, 366 nucleotides. RefSeq lists its product as hypothetical. The coding region runs from base 1 to 366 and encodes 121 amino acids. The record is from RefSeq and is a predicted model, not a curated record. The transcript has 3 exons. NCBI's taxonomy places the organism in Eukaryota, Oomycota, Peronosporomycetes, Peronosporales, Peronosporaceae.
AUGUCCAUGCUGUCUGUCGAAGACCAGGGCGAACACGUAGAGCAACCACGCCCUACUGCAACCCACACGCUUAAAGAUCUCGUUGUUCGAAUCGAAGAGCCACAAGAGCUGUCCAUGAGGAUUGGCGUCGUCCACGGUCGAAGGGAGACGAUGCGGAUGAAACUUUGGUGCUCAUGGCGAUGGCACGGGAGUUGCCACCUCGCAGGCUGUGAGCUCAUCCAGACCGAAGCACCCAGACAACUGCACGAGAUCGCACAGCUCUUCAUUUCGCGUGUCAACAAUGGGGUGUUAUUUCUCGUUCAGAGCAAGAUAGGGAUGCCCCUCAGUGAAAAGGCGUUUGGCGAGAGCGGCAUUGCCACAAACUGA